AAGCCUAAGAAUAAACAACUUAUUCCUUCAUUUCUUGAUCCUUGUCUCUUCCUGCCCUGGGAGUUGUGGACACUCGAAGUUCCACGUUCUAUCAACUGAUGCUUUCAUCGAUUUCGGCUUUCUCUAUAUUCCAGCAUGACACACGCGGAAGACAACCCUCAAUCCAGUACCAUUGAGCCGCAGCCAUGGGAAGACACUGUUGCCGAGAUCCGUAAGCGUUUGGAAGAGCAGGCUUUUUUCGCCCACCAUAGUACCCAGGCCUUACAACGCAGCAUCCACCAACUCACCCAAACUGUUGAAACUCUCACCCGCAACAGAAGCCCACCGCCAAACAUCUCCACCGUCUCCACCGCCAUCAAUACCACAGAGCACAACCCUCCACGAGUCCAUAGGCUCAAAAUUGACCUUCCCAAAUCUGACGGGACAGAUCCUCAUGGAUGGAUAUUCAAGGUGUAGGGGUACUAUGAUUACCACAAUAUUCCCGGUGAGCAACGUUUAUCCUCAGUCUCGUUCAUGGUUGAAGGAGAAGCUUCAGAAUGGUUUCACUGGAUGAAAACUAAUAGGUUGUUGGGGUCCUGGUCCAAUUUUCUAGAUCAAGUUAAGCUUCGCUUUGAUGCUACCCUAUCCGAGGAUUUUAUCGGUCGGUUAUCCAAGGCCCGUCAACUCACGACGGUGGCCGCCUAUCGUGCCGAGUAUGAGAAAUUGUUGAAUAAGGUCUCUAGUGUGCCCGAAACUGUGCUUAUUUCCAUGUUUGUCGCUGGAUUAAAAUCAACUCUACGAAGAGAAGUUUAUCGAGCCAAACCACAUACGUUGAUUGAAGCCUUUUCGCUAGCCAGUGAGUUCGAAGCACAACAGGGGGAACUCCAGGCUGAAUUCCACGUCAACACUUCGAAAGGGAACCAAAAAUCUCAUUACCCUCCUCCUCCAAUCACCCCACCGCCAGUGGCUUCUAGUUCCAGUACACCACCCAUACAAGCCUUACACCCGCCUAAACACCAAUCUUAUCCAUUACCCAUUAAACGGCUCUCACUAGCAGAACGCCAAGCCAAACUAGAUAAAGGUGAAUGCUUCAUGUGUGACCAAAAGUGGUCUAGAAACCAUAAGUGUUCAAGUCAGUUUUUAUUUCUCAUGGGUACAGAUGAUGAACAAGCUGAUGCUCGCAUUUUCACCUUUGAUCAUAGUGAUGACCACACCCUUUCAGGGGACAUUUCAAGUUUGAAUUCAAUGGCUGGUCCUGGUACACAACGUUCUUUAUGGUUGAAAGGUGAAUUAAGCGGCAUGGUCCUAAACAUACUGAUUGACGGCGACAGUACACAAAAUUUCAUUCGGCCCUCAGUGGCUGAACGCUCGCAAUUACGCCUCACUGAAGUACAACCAUUUCGAGUAUAUAUCGGUAAUGGUGACUCCCUUCGUUUUACCUACUGCUGCAAACAGAUUACCCUUACCCUGCAGGGACAUCAAUUUGUUGUGGAUCUGUAUGUCUUACCGAUACAAGGUCCCGAUGUUGUCUUGGGCGUACAAUGGUUACAAGAGCUUGGAAAGGUGACACAUGACUACUCUAAACUCACUAUGGAGUGUUAUUGGCACAAGAAACCCAUUUUCCUACGGGGUGAACCAUCCGCACAACCCAAGCAGAUCGGUUACAACCAUUUACAAGCUUUUUUUUUUCAAAUCAGAAGUCCAUAGCUGCUAUGAGAUUUAUCAAUUGGAAGCAAACGAUCUCACUCUGGAAUUGCAAUUCCCAGAUGUCAUUCCGCCAGAAAUUUUACACAUUUUGCAUCAGAAAGUCAAGGUGUUCUGCCACUCAUCACAACUACCACCUCGGCGUCUGUUUGAUCACCGCAUACACGUCCUGCCAGAAACAAAACCAGUAAAUGUUCGUCCGUACCGCUAUCCUCAUUUCCAGAAAGAGGAAAUUGAAAAAUUGGUUCAUGAGAUGCUCGAGUAAGGCAUUAUAUGACCAAGUCAUAGCUCGUUCUCCUCUCCGGUUCUGCUUGUGCGAAAAAAAGAUGGCACCUUUCGCUUUUGUGUUGACUAUAGGGCAUUGAAUGAAAUUACAAUCAAGGAUCAUUUUCCGAUUCCGACGGCGGAUGAACUCUUUGAUGAGUUAGGAGGCGCGACAGUCUUUACAAAGCUCGAUCUUCGCGCUGGAUACCAUCAAAUACAGAUGCAUGAAAAGGAUAUCUAUAAGACAGCCUUUCGAACUCAUGAAGGCCAUUAUGAGUUUCUUGUUAUGCCGUUUGGUUUAUGCAAUGCUCCGUCUACUUUCCAGGCUACGAUGAACAGGAUCAUUGCACCCUACCUCCGGAAAUUCGUCAUUGUCUUCUUUGAUGACAUCUUAAUAUACAGUCCAACAAUUGAACUCCAUAUGCAACAUUUAUUUGUGGUACUGGAGACAUUGGAGCACCACAUUUUUUAUCUAAAAUUGAGUAAGUGUGUUUUUUGCAGGACCUCUAUAGAAUACUUGGGCCAUAUCAUCACUGCGGGAGGGAUAAAAGCUGACCCCAAUAAAUUGGAAGCCAUGACCAGUUGGCGUCGACCUUCCUCCGUCAAACAACUGCGAGGACUCUUGGGAUUGACCGGAUACUACCGUCGGUUUAUCCGGAAUUAUGCGCACAUAGCCAAUGCCCUCACCAACCUACUAAAGCAUGACACAUUUCAAUGGUCUGACGAAGCAGAGAGCGCAUUUCAGACUCUCAAAGACACAAUGGUGUCGGCACCUGUUUUGACACUUCCAAAACAACAUUUAUUGUUGAGACUGAUGCCUCCACCACCUGCAUUGGGGUGAUUCUUAUGCAAGACAACCAACCCAUUGCAUUUUUUAGCAAGAAAUUGGGACCUCGGAUGCAAGCAGCUUCUGCCUAUCACCGGGAGUUACACGCGAUCGUGGAGGCAGUUCAUAAAUGGAGGCAAUAUUUGCUUGGCCGUCCGUUUGUUAUUCGCUCAGAUCAACGCAGCUUGAAGGAACUUUUACAACAAAUCAUCCAGACUCCGGAGCAACAACAAUAUGUUCGCAAGCUUAUUGGUUUCACCUUUACGAUAGAAUAUAAACCCGGGGUACUGAAUCGUGCCGUCGAUGCUCUUUCCCAUAGGGAUGACAGUCCAGAGGAUGACUCCAACCCGAUCCAGCUCCUUCUCACAUAUUGCCAGCCAUUCCCAACUUUACUAGAAGAACUUGAUGCAGAAAACACCUCACUUGAGGAUUUACAACAGCUGCACAAACAGUUCCUUGAAGGUACUCUCUGGCCACUCAAUACACGGUGCGCAAUGGAAUUCUCAUGUAUGAAAACCGCUACUACAUCAGCCCGCAGUCAAAGUUGAAGCAUCAGUUACUACAGGAGUACCAUACCUCUCGCAUCGCCGGACAUGCUGGAGUUAAACGCACCUUAGCUCGACUUGCUGCAACCUUUUAUUGGCCACAAAUGCGCAAAGACGUUGAGCAGUUUAUUUCUUCUUGUCUUGUAUGUCAGACCACUAAAUACUCUACGCAGCCUCCAGCAGGCCGGGCGCCUACAACCCUUACCAAUUCCUUCUAUGUUCUGGCAACACGUUACAAUGGAUUUCAUCACCCACCUACCUCCAUCACGUGGUCUCACUAUUAUUAUGGUGGUACUUGAUCGUCUUACAAAAGUGGCUCAUUUUGGUGCCUUACCACACAGACAUGGUAGUCAAGCUCCAUGGUUUUCCAUAAUCAAUUGUUUCAGACCGUGACCCUAUAUUUAUGAGUCGUUUUUGGUCUGAUCUCUUCACACUUAGUGGCACCACCCUCAAACGAAGCACUGCAUAUCAUCCUCAAACUGACGGACAGUCCGAGGUCACCAACCAGGGCUUGGAGCAGUACCUUCACGUUUUACUCACUCACGACCUGCAAUGUGGACAUCAUACUUGACCUGGGCCGAGUAUUCAAUUAAUACCAGCUUCCAUGCUAGUAUUAAAAUGACACCGUUCAUGGCACUUUAUGGCAGACCUCCACCCGACAUUCCCAUCUACUCCAGAGAUACCACAAAGGUACAUACCUUGGAUGAUAUGUUACAAGACCGUGACACAUUUCUCCAGCAACUCAAGGUUAAUAUUCAGGAAGCUCAGCACCGUAUGACACAAUAUGCAAACAAUAAACGCCGGAAAGUCAACUUCAUUGUAGGUGAUUGGGUUCUUCUCAAAUUACAGCCCUAUAUACAACAUUCGGUUGGCCGGCCAAUGAGUCAGAAGCUUUCCAAACGCUACUACGGGCUUUUUAAGGUCCUGGAGAAAAUUGGUGCGGUAGCAUACCGACUUGAGUUGCCAGAUAAGGCUAAAAUACACCCAGUUUUUCAUGUGUCCUUAGUAAAACCAUUCCGAGGAGAUCAGUCACCUACCACCCCCGCGGAGUUGCCAAACGACUUUAUUGAUGACAGACCAAUCUCGACACCAGUAGCAAUUCGAGGUACGUGCACGGUUUUACGGAAUGGAGUAAAGGAGGAUCAGGUGCUAGUUCAAUGGAGUGACACUGGUCCAGCAAAUGCAACCUGGGAGCCACUCAUGUCACUACCAAACCAUCAACAAAUACCUCACCUUGAGAACAAGGUGGUUGUCGAAGAGGGAGGAGAUGAUACGACCAUAUCAAGCCCACCGCACCGGCCACAACGGGAAUGCCGGAAAGUAGGAUGGAUGACUGACCAGUACGUCUAUGAUUGAGCAUAAAUUUAGGAGACCAAUAAGGAAUGGAAUCAAGUGAAUGCUGGACAGAUCAUAUUCCUUAAAUUAUAUGCAUAAUCAUAGGAAUAAUUAUGUCAAAUAAGGGUAUAAAAGGAGGUAUUGUAUUAGAACGAAGCAAGCCUAAGAAUAAACAAAUUAUUCCUUCCUUUCUUGAUCCUUGUCCCUUCCUGUCCUGGGAGUUGUGGACACUCGAAGUUCCACGUUCUAUCACGCCCUGGCAGAGAAAUUGCAUAUGCCGUCAAGUGGAUGCGGUUGGGCAGCACUCCGUCUCCGAUGGGGAAGAAGGAGACCGCAGCUCCCAAAUCGCGAAGAUGCAAAUGGUAGAACUGCAGUCUGAAGCGUUGAUUCUGAGUCUAAUUGGGGGAAGGGCAAAAAUGUAACGUGGACUUCUAUUUAGGGAAUAAUAAACUUAUACUCCUAUUUGGGAAUUUUAAUUUACUAAUGUUUUAGUCUCAUUUAGGGCAAUUUCUUCUGUCUAAAACAUUGGAUUAUUGAACUACACUUCUUGUCGAUCUUGUAUAAUGAAACAUAAUAAUAACUUUGAACAUAUAAAUCAUAUUCCCUAAAAGUUAUUUCAAAUUCAUAUAGUAACUUUGCAUAAUAAGUCACUUACAUUUUUAUUUGUAUCUUUGUUUUGGUUAUGUGUGUGUGUGUGUCAUUAUAUGAUAUGGAUCUCAAUGCAGGUUGGCUUUAUUUGUAGGAGAAUGUUUCGUUUUGAUUGGAACUAUUGAGCUAUUAACAAAAUGUCGAAACCCUAAAUUAUUCUGCAUGGGAGGAGCUGUUUGGAUUCUCCAAUUUGUCACUGCCAUGCUAUACACCGUGUUUUUGUCAAGACUCAAGACAAUCGAAUAACGGCGGUUCCGCUGCCACUUCUUCAUUUCAAUUAACUUCCUUAGCUUCACGCCGAGUUAGGGAAUCCAGUGAGCGAAAGUCCAGAUUUGGGUUAACAUGCUUAAUUAUCAUUGUUUCCUCUUUAAUACUCCUAUCCAAACAUAAUUGUCCUCGAGAGUGGAGACCCUAAUACUUAAUUGUAUGUUUAAUGAUUUAACAUGUCACGCAAAAUGUUUGCUGGCUAAAAAGACCAACUUAUAGUUCAUGUGUGGCUAUGUUCGGUAUUGAGGUCUAAGAGGAUCGUAUUACUUAGCUUGUUGGAGUUUAAUUGGCUUUGAUUUAAUAUUAUUAUUAUGUUUCAUUACAGAAGAUUGACAAGAAGUGUAGUUCAACAAUCCAAUGUUUUAAACAUUAGUUUAUACCUUUAAUUUAUACGCGUGUGCCCGGACGUCCGGUGUAACCUUGAUCUAGGUGACUAGGAGCUCGUUUAGUAACCUUGAUCUAGAUGUUUUGGUCGGUGAAGCUAGUGUGCGGUGGACAAGUCGGGGUUGCAAUGAUUAAGUGACAAUGGAAGGUGGAGGUGAAAGUGAUGAUGGUGGGAGCAAGCCUGGGAGCUGAGGCGGAUGAGAACAACCCGGAACCUGGUGACCCGG
Molecule: messenger RNA, 6179 nt
Organism: Cuscuta europaea
Lineage: Eukaryota; Viridiplantae; Streptophyta; Magnoliopsida; Solanales; Convolvulaceae
Source: the annotation of a GenBank genome assembly